This is a messenger RNA of Vitrella brassicaformis, 7914 nucleotides long. The record is from the annotation of a GenBank genome assembly. NCBI's taxonomy places the organism in Eukaryota, Vitrellaceae.
GCAGAUCUGGCCUGACUGAUCUGGCCUGUCAAGCCUUCCAGCCUCCUCUCCGACGAGCGCGCCUUCGCGCCUUCUGGGAGCGAGCAGCCUCGACUUUGUUCUCCUCUCCGCUGCCUCGAGCUGAUCUGUAGAGCCGGCCCUGGACAACGGACAUGCCCAAUGCCUGUCAGUCUGGUCGCGAGCUGGCUGUGAAGGACGCCAGUGAGUGGGAGUGGAGCGAGGGGCGGGGCGAGGCGCGGCCACAUAGUGCAUGCCAUUAAGGUAGGGCAGGGAGGAAAUGGCAGCACAGUAAGACACAGCGUGAAGUCACCGCGUCGGGUGUGUGUGUCUGCAUGUGCAUGCGUGCAGGUAGCUCUUUGGCGGCUGAGAUGAAGGCUGACGGUCGUCCCUCUGCAUCAUCAUCGUCAUCCCUCAGUGGCGUCGGGUCGGUGGUCGAGCAACUCGCAGAACUACUCAGAGAGAAGUCGCAUCACAACAGCAGGUCUGUCCGUGGGCAUGCACGCGCACGUGUGCAUGCACCUCCUCUCUCCUUGUCUGUACCGUGUGUGUGUGUGUGCGUGUGUCUGUGUGUGUGUCUGUGUGUGGUCAGUGACCCCCCUCCCCCGCCCCCUCCCCCCUCCCUCGUAGUAGCCAACACGUCUACACCGGCGCACAACCACACUCACCCCUACCCAUCCGCAUUUAACGUGUACGCACCGCCGCCACCGCCACCUGACGAUGACCACCAUGGCAUCAUCACGAUGGGCAACAGAAUCGUCAGACGCACGUACGAACGAAUGGUCGCCCCACACCCACACCCACACCCCCACACAUGUGUACCUAUCUGUUGUGUGCUGUGCGCUGUCGUGUUCAGCGGCAGCAAGGUGUAUGUGCCCAAGGGCCACCGCCAGCACCACCAGCAUCACCAUCACCAUCAGCUCCAUCCGUCACCGUCACCCCCACCCCCGCCCACACGCACCAACACACAGUACUACCAGCCCAUGACGACACAGAGAACCGGAAGUAGCGGUCUUGGUGGUGGUGGUGGUGGUGGUGGGUGCAGCGCCAGCAGCAGCACCAGCAGCAAAGAAGCGCCGCCCUACUCGACGGCCAUGAAGAUGAGAUAUGCUGAGGUCUCACGGGCACUACAGGUGCGCCGUCCGUGCCAAGAAGGAAGGCCUUUACAUGGAAAAUGGAUGCGCACAUGUGUGUGUGUGUGUGUGGGGGGGGGUGUGUGCAGAUGCUGCUCAAGGAGGUGGGGAAGGCCAUAUCGGUCGCGAGCCUGGAGCAGAUGUUCAUACAACGAUUCGACGUCACGUAAGCGACCUGAGCGAGCAGAUGAAAGGUCAUUGUCAACCUAUAACUAUGCCUUUCGUGUGUCCUUCCUGUCCGUGUGUGCAGUGUGGAUCAGCUGGUGCGCAUCCCGCUGCUCGAGUACCUACAGCGCAAGGCGAGCAUCUUCAUGCUCGAGAUGGAGGCCGACCCCCCAAUGGUGGCCCUCCACCCCAGCAUCAUGCAGGGACCCCCACUGGCGGACCUCAACGCGCCUAAGGUACGUUGCAUUUCCUUCGUGUGCAAGUGCGUGUUGAUGGUGUGUGGUGUGAUGGGCGUGUGUGGCUGUAGGAUGAGGCGUUUGUGGUAGAGGAGUUCGUCAAGCUCAUCGACGACUCGGUGACGCACGGGAGUUUCAUCUGCUACAUCUCCUCUCUCUGCGGCAAGUUCAUCCAGCGCAACUCGCUCUCCGUCACAAGUACGGCAGCGACCCUGCACACACCACCACACACACCCCUGAUGGACGGAUGGAUGGAUGGAUGGAUGGCUGUGUGCAGGCAUCAUUGGUGUCCGCCCGCUGGAUCUGCUCAAGCGACACCCCGAGACCUUCCUGCUCGUCGGAGGGGGGUCAGUCAGCACACGCAGCACAGCACAGGGACAAGCGUCCAUCCAAGUAUGUGUGUGGAUGUGUGUCAGGAACGUGACGCUGCGCAAGUACGAGUGCGAGAGGGAGGUGCAGGAGGUCAUCAGUGCCGUCCGCGGCGCGUCCAAGGCUCAGAGAGUCGCCAAGGCCGUCGAUGAAGCACAGUAGCCCAGCCAGCCACAAGACACACACCAGGCCCUCCUCAUAUAUAACGUCACUCUCCCUCCGUAGGUAUCCCCCAUUCAGCACUCGCCGCGAACACCGUCCAGAUCGGCUGACGGUGCAGCACGUCGUUGACGAGUUCCGCCGUCUCAUUCUACAGGACUGCGCAGAGGGCGUGCAAGUGGUCGGCCGGCCUUUCACCAUUCACUCACACGCCACAAUAAAUUGUGUUCAUGUUCAUCUUGAUCUUCAUGUUUUUUUUGUGUGUGUGUGUGUGUGUGUUUUGUGUGUGUGUGUGUGGUCGUCCUGUGCAGGUUUACAUCUCGUCGCUAUGCGGUCGGUUUCUUCAGCGCUAUGGCGUGCCGGUGACCAAGAUCAUCCAGUGCCGACCAGCAGACUUCCUCCGACAAUACGACCACAUAUUCGUCAUGACCGGUGCAUUCUCUCCCCUCCCACACACACAUAUCAUCGCUCCUCCUUGUGUGUGCAGGGGGCGGCAAUGUGGGUCUGCGUGAGGUCCUGGGCCACGACAUUUCCUCGGUCCCCCCUCCCCCGCCACGCACCGGCAUCAUCGACACACCCGCAGCAACAUCCAAGCAGCACGCCAGCACCACGCAGGGCGUCUACAGCCACGGUGACGACUACAGCUACAUUGACGAGGGGUAUGGUGGGUCAGGGGAGGCAUCGGAGGAGCGUGAGAUCGCCGCUUUGGAGCGGAUCCACCAGUGGUGCACCGAGCAAGCAGAGAAGGAGGAGCAUUUCCACACGGUGAGGGAGGGAGGGAUGUUGACACUCAUACGGUUCCAAUAUCCUCGCUCUCUCUCGCUCUGUGUGUGUGUGUGUGUGUGUUUGUGUGUGUGCAGGGCGUCUCACCCCCACCACCCCCACCACCCCCGCCCCCACCCUCCACGGACAGUGAUGGCCUCGGUGUGCAGUCCUUCACACCCGACGUGAUGCGGCUGCAGCAGCCAGAGCAGCCACAGACGGCACAACAGACAGAGGGCGGGUGCAGUGAUGGCGAUGUCUUGACGGACGCUUCGUUGACGGAGCUGCAUGACCGGCUGGUCAACGACAAAUAUACACACAUGUAUGGGAGGGAGAAAGAAGCAGAGGGAGGGCGAAAAGCGUCACAUGCUCUGUCUGUCUGUCUGUCUCUCUCUGUCUCUCUGUCUCUCUGUCAGUGCUGCCCGAGCGGUGCGUGUGGUGUGCGAGGUGCUCAAGCGGCAAACCGCCCUCCCAGUGGCCGACAUACUCCUCGGUGACACACCCACACAUCCGCCCACACAUUCGCCCACCCAUCCAUGCUCCCUCUCUCUCUCUCAUCUGUGCCUGCAGGUGGCUCGGUUGCCUGUGGCGUGACCUCGCUCGAGGCUACGGACGUCUCCCUGGUCCUCUGCGUCGACACCCUCUCCCGGCACAAUCCCGGGGCGUGGCUCUCGCCCUCACUCGACACGAUCAGGUCGGUCCUGGAGUUGGGCCUCCCGGCCCACCCACCGCACCACCUCAUCCCCAGAGAAUUCGACACACACUACUCCAAGGGCGCUGUGACGUUCGGUGCGCACACACGACAGACGAGAGGUGUUUAUGAUAUGUGUGAAGGGGGUCUGACAAUUGUGUGUGUGUGUGUGUGGUGUGGUGUGGGGUCAGUGCUGCAUCCGAUGCCGCUGGCGUUGGGGAGGGGCGAUGUGGCUGUGGGCGAGCUGCAGGCGAUUGCUGGCGGACGGGGGAUGACGUUCAGGUGAGGAGAGAGGGGGAGGGAAAGCCACAUGUAUGUAUGUGUGGCGGUGUGUUGGUGUGUGGCGGGGUCAGUGUGAGCGUGGUGCCCAUGUUUCACGGCCUGGAGGAUGUCUGGAGCUGUCUCGACGCCACACCGCCGUCGCUGCGCUUCUGCAUCGAACACGCGCUCACCAGGGAGACCACCGAACUCAUUCUCAAACAGACACCAAAGGUAAUGAACAUAUCGACAGAGAGAGAUAGAGAGAGAGAUACCUGCCGUCUUCAUGGACUCGUGUAUGUGCGUUGCCGUAUUGUCUGUCGUCCGUCCGUCAGGUGAAAGCCGCGAUGCGUCUGAUGGAGUUCUGGCGGCUGCACCAGGCGUGGAGCUCCCCCCGCACCACCCCCUCCCCCUACACCACAGCCCUGCUCACCCUACACGCAGCCCACCUGCACCUCCUCGACACCCAGCCCCACGAGUCACCCCUCGCUCAGCAGCACACCACCAACAGCAACGGCAGCAGCAACAGCAACAGCGUCGCCCACCUCGCCCCGCCCGGCUGUGGGCCGUGGGAGAUGGUGAAGCGGACUUUUGGCGUGAUGGAGGGGUUUGAGACGGUGCGCGUGGUGUGGGCGGAUGUGGGAUUGGCGGCUUACACGGUGAGGGAGGGAGGGAGGGAUGGCGCGUUGGGGUGGGAAUGUGUGUAUGGUGGUGUGUGGUUUGGUGUGGUUAGUACCCGAGCAUAUGGCCGGCACUGAUGGGUCAUGAGCGCAUCCUGAUGGACCCCGUCAACCCCUACAAGAACCUAGCUGGUCCGUCCGUCAGCCGAAAUGACACACACCACACGCCCCUCCAUCGCUGCGGCCCACUCCAUCUCUGUGUGGUGUGCAGAUCCGUCAGUGUUUGACUGCACCGAGUUGGUAGCCUUCGCCCAGCCUUCACGGUGGAUGGACUUCUUCCGCCGUCACGUCACUCUGACACUCCAGAAGAAACGGGGAGGAGCAGCGGCACCCACACUGCCGGUAGGCGAAAGACACUCAGACAGACAGACAGACAGGCGGCUUCAGCCACACAGACACCAUUCUCCCCCUCUCUCUCUCUGUGUCUGCACAGGUGUCUUCUCUCACCGGUCUCAGUCUCAUUCGCACCCACACGGCCACGACAGUCACGACGCAGCAGCAGCAGCAGCAUGACGACUACUCGCCAUCCUCAUUUGUCAUCCCCAAGCAGCAGAGUGACCCCACCCCGCACAACUCGGACUGCACCACCACCACACACGCGUCAUCGGCAGCCACGGCAGCCGCAUCUGGACAGCGUCAGGUGUCCUUCUUUGCCAACUUCAUGGGGGAAGACACCAUGACGGGCAGCAGUGAGGUCACACCGAUGUCUGGCUUGCAGGUGAGAUAGAUGAAGAGGAGAGCAAAAGGCAAGGCGGUCUGUGUGGGACGUCCAUGUGCGUGUGUGUUGUGUGUGUUUGGUUGUGUCAGGGUGCGUGUUGUUCGUCUGGGUUCUACUUCCCCGAUGCGUCACCGGUGGCCAAUCGUGGCAGUGGCACGACGACCGACGUCUUCUCCACCACUCUCCCCUUCCCCAAGGACACCUACCCAUCAGCCGACAGCACCCACGCCCCCACUCCAGCCAUCGACCUUAACACCGCAGAGAUCGACCAGUGGACGCCCCCCUCACCCAGACCACUGCUACCAUCCCUCGGCGGCCGAUCCGUCCCACUCGACGAGACUGCCGGGGGCAGCGGCAAGGCACCCGGCAGCACCAGCAGCAGCGUGACCUUCCCCAUAUUCGCCGAGCGCAUGUCGCCAUUCGACGUGUCGUCACUCUCCCCAUUGGAGAGGCGAGAUGCCGGCGCGGCCGACAACAGUGCGCCAUUCUCCCUGCCGGCGGCAGCAGCAUCAGCAGCAGCGAGGGACGGCUCACACAUGCUGGCAGGGUGUGGGUGGGGCGGCAGUGGGCUGUUCGGCAUUCCGCUUGGUGCUGGUGGUGGUGGUGAUGGUGAGGAUGGUGAGGCGGACAUCAAGAACGACGAGACCUUCUGCCCGCCCCCGAGCUUCAACCUCAAGCUGACACUGGGAGAGGAGGACGACAUCGAUGAGACGAACGAGGCGAAUGAGACGACGGCAGCACCCACCACGGCAGCAGCAGCAGCAGCAGCAGCACCGACGGCCACAAACGGGGAGAAGGACAAGAGGAAGGGCAGGGGGCAUGGCAAGGGGAAAGGGGUGUCGUGGGCCAUGCUGGUGCGCAUGGGGGCGCUCGACCCGAAGCACCACAAGUGAGUGACCAGGGUGAAUGGGUGGGGGGGUGGUCCUUCUGCCUUAGUUAGUCGAGUCAUCAUCUCUAUCAUGCCUAGAUAAAUCAACACCAGUUCCUGACGGGCGGGGCGGGUCGGCUAUGGGGUGGGUGGUGUUCGUGGAUGGGCACAGUAUACCCAUCGGACUGAAUGACAUGGAGAGGUCAUGCACCUCAGUCUUAGUAGCUACGUAUCCGAUGCUUUCUACAGAGCAGAUAUAGCGAGGGAGGGAAAAGAGUGGAACUAGCUUCCUCCACACCAGCCAUUCAGUGCCAGUGUCUAGCUUUGCCUUCCUACAUGCAUGCCUUCAUGCAAUGUCACUGCCCUUGUACAGACGUGGUUUGUUUUGUCUCCUUUACGAGAGAGAGGUCUGUUGACGCAUUGACGAAGGGCGGGACGCGUCAAGCGUGGCGUUGUUGGAAUGGAAUGUCAGAACGAACGAGAGAGAGAGAGAGAGAGGGAGGGAGGGAGGGAAAGCGGCUUUCCCCUCUAUACGGCGCAGGAUGCGUGUGUGUGUGCAGAAAGACGCCUUGCCUUCGUGGUGUAGUAGUGCCAAGAUGUGGUGUGGUGUGGUGUGGUGGCAUGUGUAGCAAGCAACCUUAUUCGGGCAGCCCAUUUUCCUCCUCAAGAAGAGCUCAUGCAGCUCAUUCUGGGCGGGCUCUGGAAGGAGGAAUGCAACGGCAGUGGUGGUUCCAUACCUUAUACAGUAUACAGGGGAACUAACUGGGUGUGUAGAUAUGUACGCGUCAUUGGACGCAUGGCAUGGACGGAGCAGACAGACAGACAGACACUCUGAGUGUCUCGUUGUCGCGUCGCGCCUCUGUAUGGGUGUAUCUGCCCAUGUGUACAUACGCACGAAGGGACAACGGAGCGUUGGAUUGGUAUUGGUGUUGGUGUCGGUGUUGAUGCCAGUGCGCACGGGGAUUGACACCGCUGGGCUGUAUUUGUUUGAUGUCGGGAUCCUGGCGGUUGAUGUCGUCUCUGACAUGUCAGGAGAGGCCAUCAAGCGUCGUGAUCGCGAAGAUGCAAACAGACCAGUGGUGGCAUCCCCGCGCGUACGCACCAUGUCUGGUGCCACGUGUGAUGUGUGUAUCCGUACCAUGUUUGUUUUCACUGGUGGAGCGCUGAGUUGGUGUUGAUGGGCAUGUCCACAAGUGGCUGACUGACACCGCACCGUCACGUUUGAUUUCACACGUCAAGACAGAGCAGUGGUGCCAUACAGACAGACAGAUAAUCUUGAAAGCGAUGUUUGGUGCCACGUAUGUAUGUUUUUCCUCUGUGUUUUCCCCGCCGCCGUUUUCCCUUCCGAGGCGUUUUCGGCACCAACGAGCACCAACCCAAUCAGCUGUCGAUAACUCUGCUACUCCAUACUGCCUGGUGCACUCAUUGCGCGUGCAUGUAUGUGUGUGUUGGUUGGUAGCGCACCAGCAGCAGCCAUUCCUCCCUCUUCCCUUCCUGCCAUAGCUGUGUGUGUGUCUAUGUGUGUCUCGUCCUGUGUGCUCCUCUGGCCGUGAGUGUUUUAACUGUCUGCCAUCUCUCCACACGUACCCACCUACUCUAAUGAUACGCUCAUGGACGAAGAAAAUGAUGGAUGCCGCUGCGGGCCGCCAAGGCCAUAUGAAUGCUGCCUGUCUGUCUGUCUGUCUGUCUUGGCUGGCCCAGUGCAGUGCGAUUCAUGCAAUGCUCACUGCCCUUGUGCAGCCAGCCACAGAGUUGUGUGUCCGCCUUUGUGUGUGUGGAUCGGCGCGACGAACCUGAGACACACACAGCAGCCCAUCCCACAUACACAGAUGAUCGUAACGAAAGCAGCGUGUGGUGACCCUCGUCACUGCAGAUUCA